AUGGGUCCCUUGGCGUUACCCUUGUCGACCGGCAAACGCUCUCUCAGAUCCAGACGCGAUAGGAACAUCUUCGCUUCCGUCGCUUAUGGCCAGAUCUCAGGCAGAAGUAUUAUGAGCAUCCGCCGCCUUCCGAAGCCUUUGUAUCAAAGGCUCUACGCGUUGUCUCAUGGCAUGGCUGGCUUAUGCAAGGAUGUCGAAUCGCACUUUCUGGCGAACGAUCUAGAAGCGUGCCGAAGUGUGAUUGGCCGGAUUUUCCGCAACAUCGGGGAGUCUUCGAGUGGCAACCAGCAGAGCAGUCGCGACUGGUUCGUUUACUGCGGAGGUGACACCCUCUUCAUCCGCAUUCUCUCCUCGCCGUUUGCGAAUCCUCGCGAAACAGAUCGCGAAGGAGUCUCUUCAGCAGCUACUGAAAGACAGGGAGGCGCUGCUGGAGCGGGAGCGGCAUCUGGCGGAGGGGGAAGAGCUGGCGGGGGGUCGCGGAACCGCCGUGGAAUUUUCCGCACGGAGAGCGCAGACGGAUCGCGGGAGUCGGGGACGCUCCGAGAGGGGGAUGCGUCGCGGGAGGAGACGGCGCUAUGGAUGAUGCGCAACGACUGCCUGGCGGUGCUGCGCGAGAUGUGCUUCGCGUCCGCGUGCUUCUCCGAGGGGCUGUCGGUGCAGCGGCACUUCCUCAUCCGCCUCUUCGCGCUCAUGGAGAAUAAAAUCACCUUCGACUACGCCGUCGCGUUAGCGGAGGAGAUACUGGCGGUGGGGGAGGAGACGCUGGAUCUGGGGUCGGUGCCCAACUUCGCGCGGCUGGUGCGCGGGCUGUCGGCGCGGCAGCUGUCCUUCUUCUGCCGCGUGCUCGCUAUGGUGGUCUUCGAACCCGAGGACCGCGCGCCCGAGGUCUCCGCGCUGCAGAAGGGCGCGGACCCGGCGGAGCGCGCGGAGCGGGAGGCGGAGUGGGCGGUGGCGGACGGCAAUCACGACGUGCUGCUCGCCAUCCCCGACAUCCUCGCCAACCUCGUCAAGCUCCUUCAGAUGGAGAGCAGCGGCGAGGCGGACCUGUGGUCGCCCAGCCUGAGCGAGUGGCAACCGCUGCUGGGCGACCUCAUGGCUGGCGAAGACGAGACCGCUGCUGACUGGGGGCCUGAAGAGGACGACGAGGAGGACUAUAACGAGGACGGGGAGGAGUACGAGGAGGAGGAGCAGGAUGAGGGAGAUGAGGAGGUGGAGGAGGAGGUUGAUAUGGAGGACGAGGUUGUGGAGGCAGAGGCAGAGGAGGGGGAGGGAGAGGAGGGGGAGGGAGAGGAGGGGGAGGGAGAGGAGGCGGAGGGAGAGGAGGGGGAGGAAGGGGAAGAGUCUGGUUUCUACGAGGAUGUGGAGGAGGAGAUUGCAGGGGGGGACGAGGAGGAGGGCGGGGAGGGGGGAGAAGUAGAGGAGGAGGAGGAAGUGCGCGGAGGGGGGAACAUGAGUGGGGGCGAGAGGCAGGGGCCCAGGUUGGGGAGGCUGUGGGGGGGAGGGGAUGGUGCGGAGAGGACGGGAGGUGCGAGGGAGAGGAGGGAGAGCGCGGGUGGGGGUGCGGCUGCAGGCGCGAUUCAUUUCAUCCAGGGCUUGUUCGGCUGGGGAACCGGCGAUGCUGGUGCUAGCACCCAUAGCACUAGCGGUGGCAGUGGCGGUAGUGGGGGAGGGAGGGAGGCGGAAGGGAAUGGGAGGGGUAGAGGCGCGGCACAAGGUGCUUCGGAAGGCGCUGGCGCAGGGGAAGACGGCGGAGAUGGUGCGGCACAAGCCUCUGGCGCUGCAGGCAGGCAGGCCAGCAGGGGGAAUCUCUGGGGAGGGUUCGGGCUGUUUGGGGGGCUAGGGGGACUUCGCCCAGGGGGAACAGGCGGUGCGGGAGGACCAGCGCGGGAGGGCGGGGCAGGGGAAGGAGGAGAGGAGCAAGAGCCUGGUCCGGAUGGUGGUGGUAGUGCUGUGGCUGUCAGUCAACGGCGAACUGGUGCUGCUGCACCUGCGGCAGGAGUGGCGCCACGCGGAGCAGCAGAUACCACCCAAGGGCCCUUCUCCCCGCGUUCGCCUCCUGUUGCCGCUCCUCCCCCCCGCAUGCCGCCACUCCUCCCCCCCUCCCCCCAUGCUGCCGUGCUGCCCUUCUCCCCACAUCCCGCCAUCCUCACAGGAACCUCCACCUCCCCCCCUCGACCGCCCCCUAACCGCACUCCACCCACUGCUACCCAACCAGGAGCGCUUCCCCAAGUGAAUACCAUAGGCAUUCCAAUGACCCCCAAUCCCCUGAACCUGCUCCCACUCACCGCGCCUGCCAACCCCGCCGCUGCUGCAACCGCCGCGGAGGCAGCUGGCGCGGGUCUUCCUGCAGGCGCGCGGGUGAUGGUGUUCGUGGGGAACCCGCCGCGCCUGCUGGGGGAGGUGCCUGAGGGCGAGCUGGAGCCCUUCCUGCGCGCGCUGCCCCAGGGCGCGGUUACGGUUCUCAGGGCUGGCGAAAUCGGGUUACCAGAGGGCGCGGGGCCUGCUGCUGUGGCGACGAACAUGGCGGCCUCGUUUAUGGAGCAGCAGGUGAGCGCUGGGGGGGUGACUAGGAGGCUGGGCACUGGUAGGGCAUCGCAUGGGAUGGCAUGCAGGGAAUAUUGUGGAAGGCAUGGUACUGCAUGGCAUGUGCAACAGUUUGUGUUCUGCUUCAUGCCUGGUCAGCAGGUGGAGGUGCUAUUCGUGCUGUGUGCGCUGUGUGGGGGCAAGCGCAAGGAGACAGUACAGGACCAGCUGGCGGCGCUGGGGCUGGUGGCCAUCCUCGUGGACUCGUUUGACCGCCUCAACUGGUCCGCUCCCCUGCCACCCCCCGCUGAGCCGCACGGCAUCCACGGGCCCGGCUGCUCCUGCAACCCCGAGUCGGCCCUGAAGAUCCAGUACCUGCGUCUGAUCCACAACUUCUGCGACCGAGACGGCCCCAACCUGCACAACAAGCUGCUCCUCGCCUCGCCCGGUGGUGUACCUCCGCCCCUCGCUGCUGCUGCUGCUGCUACACCACCCAGGAUCUCUGGGUCUGGUCUCGCUGCAAGUGCUAUCGCCCCUGGGAGUAUGACAGCUGGUGAUGGUGCCGGUGCUGGUGGUGGUGGGGCGAGCAUCAGUAGUUUCGGCAGUGGUGGCAGUAGCAGUUCCAGCGGCAUGCUCAUGAAGGAGUCGGCCGACUCCGUGUACCGCUUCUGGCUCGCCUCCUGUGUCGAGGCCUUCCUGCGAGGCUCCAACCCGCGCGACCAGCACCUGGUGGCGGCCACGGGCCUCAUGGAGCACCUCGUGGAGGAGAUUCUCCGAGGGGCGUCGGGCUUUAAGUGUGCGGCGUCGCUGCAGAUCGACUUUGACCUGCUGGGCGAGCUCGUCAAGUUCAACCCGGUGUUGUUCCGUCGCCUGGCGGCGCUGGUGCAGGGCGAGCGGUUCAGCCGGUUCAUAGAGGUGCUGGUGGCGCACCUGGUGGACUCCAACGUCUUCAUCCGCUCCGUCAUGCUCUCCCUCCACGCCUUCCGCACCGGCCUCCCCACGCCGCCCUACCUCGGACCCUGCCCCACGCCCGCGCUCCCUCCUCCUGUGCUGUCCCCCGCCCUCCCUUCCACGUCCGCUGCUCCCUCUGCUGGUUCCUCGUUAGUUGCGUCCUCCUCCAAGCCCCCCUCCUCAAGCCCUGCGCCCGCCCUGCAGUCAUCUUCAGCUGGGGAAGAGGAGGCAAGGAAGGAAUCUGGACUUGCUGAUGGUGGUGGUGAUGCUGAUGCUGCGGUGGUGGGGGAGGAGGAGGAGGAGCUGGCGUCGCCCCUGGCAGCAUUCAUGGAGUGCAACUCGGUGCUGCUGCUGCGCGACCUCAUGCUCGUCGUGCGCCUAGGGGACAUCAACCAGGACAACAUAUUUCUCCACCAACAUUCCCUUCACCGAGUGGCUCCGAGUGGUCGAGAUGCUUUGCGCACCGCCCGACUGCCCGACAUCGCUUUUGUACUCCCCGCCACUGCCAGCUAG
Messenger RNA from Closterium sp. Yama58-4, 3987 nucleotides. NCBI's taxonomy places the organism in Eukaryota, Viridiplantae, Streptophyta, Zygnematophyceae, Desmidiales, Closteriaceae. The record is from the annotation of a GenBank genome assembly.